Molecule: messenger RNA, 939 nt
Organism: Phacochoerus africanus (Common warthog)
Lineage: Eukaryota; Metazoa; Chordata; Mammalia; Artiodactyla; Suidae
Product: olfactory receptor 148-like
Exons: 2
Coding region: 1-939 (312 amino acids)
Biological process (GO): G protein-coupled receptor signaling pathway
Cellular component (GO): membrane
Molecular function (GO): G protein-coupled receptor activity; olfactory receptor activity
Source: RefSeq, a predicted model, not a curated record
AUGAGGAAUGACACAGAAGAGCUGAAGGAGUUCCUCCUGCUGGGAAUACCUCAGACAGAGGGACUGGAGCCUGUGCUCUUUGUCAUCUUCUCAACCAUUUACCUCUUCACCCUGCUUGGCAAUUUACUCAUCCUUGUAGCAAUUACUUCCUCCUCUACCCUUCGCACCCCCAUGUACUUCUUCUUGGGACUCCUGUCUAUUUUGGACAUGUUGUUCCCAUCUGUCACCUGUCCCAAGAUGCUCUUCUAUCUCUCUGGCCGGAGCCACGCCAUUUCCUACGAGGGGUGUGCUGCGCAGCUCUUCUUCUAUCAUUUCCUGGGUUCUACCGAAGGCUGCCUCUAUUCUGUGAUGGCUUAUGAUCGCUUUGUUGCCAUCUGUCACCCACUCAGGUAUAUGCUCAUCAUGAGACCUGGAGUCUGUGUCGGUUUGGUCAUGGCAGUCUGGUUGGUGGGCUGUCUUCAGGCCACCAUUCUGACAUCCUUUACCUUUCAGUUACCCUACUGUGGCCCCAAUCAGGUGGCCUACUUCUUCUGUGACAUUCCUGCUGUCUUACCCCUGGCUUGUGCUGACAGCUCCCUGGUCCAGAGAGUAGGUUCCACUAACGUUGGCUUUCUGGCUUUAAUGCUUUGGUUCAGCGUUUGUGCCUUCUACACACGCAUUGGCAUUGCCAUUUUGAGAAUCCGCUCAGCAGAGGGUAAGCAGAAAGCGUUCUCUACCUGCAGCGCCCACCUCACUGCAAUCCUCUGUGCCUAUGGGCCUGUAAUCAUCAUCUAUCUGCAGCCCACCCCCAGUGCCUUGCUGGGUACCAUAGUGCAAAUAUUGAAUAAUAUUGUUUCACCCAUGCUGAACUCCUUAAUCUAUUCCCUACGGAACAAGGAAGUGAAAAGCUCCCUGAAAAGGGUUUUCCUUAAGGUAACAGUUACAUUAGAUGUUAAAUGA